This is a messenger RNA of Acyrthosiphon pisum (pea aphid), 2313 nucleotides long. RefSeq names its product nuclear FMR1 interacting protein 1. Gene Ontology annotation, cellular component: nucleus. The transcript is spliced from 6 exons. Gene Ontology annotation, biological process: box C/D snoRNP assembly. The record is from RefSeq and is a predicted model, not a curated record. Gene Ontology annotation, molecular function: RNA binding. The coding region runs from base 286 to 2157 and encodes 623 amino acids. Lineage: Eukaryota; Metazoa; Arthropoda; Insecta; Hemiptera; Aphididae.
UCAGAAUAGAUUUCAAAUUUCGAUGCUUGCGCUGUUGCAUGUUUAAAAAAUAAUAAUAACAAGUAUCUACCGAGUACAGAAGUGCUUGCAUUCGCCACACAAAUUUUAAUUAAAACUAUUUGUUUUCUCCAGUUCGACAUAGGUAUAAAAACAUUUUAAAAAUUGCAUCUUAUAAAUAUAUAAUUCGUGUUAAGAAACUAAUUAGGAACAGUCAAUUUUGAAAAGUGACUACUGACUACAUGCAUUACGUAUUUGAUCGAAAUCAUUGAACUAAAUUCUUACAACAUGUAUCGUCCAAACGGCCAGACAAAUUUCACACCAAAUGGGCCCUAUCAACAAUCACAGUCAUAUCAAACUCCUAGACCUUUUCAACAGGGUCAACAAUUUGGUCCACGAUUUCAAUCACCUCCCCAACAGUUUACGCCACCAUCUUCAUUUUAUCAAACUUCCCAACAACAUCAUGACCACUCGAUGUCCGCCUACCAAGUUCCUGAUACUGCAAUACCUCCACCUUUUUAUCAACCUCCUCCCCAAAAUCAGCUUCCAAUUCAACAUAUUGAAACACCGCCAAAUCCUAAAUACCCACCUCCAUCAGCUGGUCCUUGUUUCAACCAACUAUCAGUAUCUCCCUAUAGAACACCUGGACAAAUAUAUGUACCUCUUAACCAAAAUUAUAGUCAACCUCCCCCUGUUCAAAAUUAUAAUAAUUGUCCUCCAAUUCAAAAUUUCAACCACCCUCCUCCCAUCCAAAACUUUAACCAUCCUAUUACACCCCCAUUUCAGUCUGUCAAUCAAAGUUGCAAUCAACCAAUGGGCUCUCCAUAUCAGUCUCCUAGUCCUGGUUUUAGCGCUACACCAAAUAAUAUAUAUCAACCUCAAGUCCUGAGCCCUGAAUCGUUGAAACGACCAUACAAAUUACCAGCAGAUCAAUGUUAUCAACAACAGCAGUCUUCAUUUAAUUUACCUAGACAUGAGUUCAACCAAAGACCUUCUUUUAGGCCUUCAGGACAACAAAGAUUUCCUUUUAACAAACAAAAUCCAAGAUAUCAGCAAUCACAACAUGGUAAUAGAUUUCAAUUUCAACCAAAACAGCAAUAUCAAAAUUAUCGCCCUAGAGGAGGUCCUCCUCCUGGUUUCAAUAAUCAGAGUAAAGAAAAUUUUAUACCUAAAAAGGAUAAAAAUCAAGUAGCAUGUGAAUUAGGCGAUUGUGAUUUUGUGGGACAUGCUAGUGCUGUUAAAGAACAUCAAAAUUUGCAUCAUAGAUUAGGACUUCACAAGAAAGUGUUAUAUAGUAAUAAUUCAGACGCUGUUCAAAAUUGGAUUGAAGAAAGAAAAAAAAAAUGGCCUACUAAAGAAAAUAUUCAAAUAAAAGUAGAUGUGGAGGAUGAAAAAAAUAAGAGAGGGGAACGUAUAGCAGAUGAAGAUUUCCAGAGAUUUAAUAAAAAUAAUAAAUCUAAUAAUUCUGGAAAUAAAAGGUUUAAUAACAGAAAACGACCAAGAUUUAAUGGUGAAUUUAUACAACCUGUUGAAGAACCAAUGAACGGAAACUUGAAACGCUUCGCUGGAAUAGUUGAUAUCAUUAAAGAUGAACAAUUAGAAGAAACCAAUAAACCAGUUGCUUUAAAACUAAUACAGGAAUAUGAUCAAUCUAGUGAUAAUCAAAGCGACAACGAACCACCUGAAGAAAUGCCUAUAAAUAAAAAAUCAGGAUCACCAGAUAAUAAAAAUGUAUCAGAACAAAGUGAGAACCCAUGUACUACUCCAAUUAUAGAAGUUUUAAUAACAGAUAAAAAUGAAGAACCAAGUUCUACUUCAGUAAUAAAUAACGAAGUAGAUUCCACUACAUUGAUUGAUAAUGACAGUAAAGCAGUAAGUACAGAUGUGAACAUUGAUAUAUGUUCUAAAAUAAACGAUAAACAUGUGAAAACCGCUAAUGAUCGUGGCCAAAAGCGUAAGAACACUUCUAAAAAAGAAUCUAAACCAUUCAAAAAAAUGCCACCAAUGAGAACACCACGGACUGAAGUUGUUGAAAGGAAGGGUGCUCUUUUGGAAGCCUUGAUGGGAGAUUUAAUGCGCAGUGAAAGAAACACUAUAACUCAGUGUAUUUGUUACAUCAGAAACAACAUGAAUCGUUUCUGUAAAAUUCAAGUCGCUUAAGUAUUGGCAUUUCGUUCUUAUUGUCUUUCUAUUGGAGCAACAUACAAUACAAUAAUAUGUGUAUUAUUCUUUUAAUUUACAAUUGUUAUGAAUUUAUUUGUAUUUGAAUAUGGAGAUUUGUUAUGAUUAAAACUACACUGGUAAUUACUUUAUAUA